ACAACAGUCGCGCGCGGAUGGAGCCAGGCGGAGCAUGAUGCGAAAGCCACCUGCCUAUUCCGGGGCGAGGCAUCGUCUCCCCGGCCACCGCCACCACGAGACUCAUGGCCGUCCCUCCAAUUUCUACCUUUUGCAUGAUGCAUCUAUCGUGCAUGCAUGAACACGCGGCCGGCGCAGCUAGCUAGCUAGCACGUAAACACACUGCACACACCUGCAGGAGGCCGGAACUAAGUUUGCCGAGCGAUCAAACGGCGAGCCGGCGAUCGCCGUAGCCUUCUUCCUCGGCGGCGGUGCGGCCGGCUGCCGAUCGGCCGGGGCAUAUAUGCAAGCAAGAUGGCAAGAUCCUACUACAUUUGCUCCCAUAUCGACCCCCUCGCUCUCUCCCCCAUCCCCGGCAUCGCCCUCGACACGCUCUUCCUCGUCGCCAUCCAGGCCCUCGCCGUCAUCCUCGUCUCCAAGUUCUUCCACCUCUUCCUCCGCCGCUACAACCAGCCCAGCGUCAUCUCCCAGAUCCUCGUACGUAAUACUCUCUCGGCUCAUUGAUCCUCCUAGUACAUUUCUUGAAUUCAUAAUCGAUCGGAUCGUGUGUGUCCAGGCCGGCGUUGUGGUCGGCGGCAUGGGGCUCCGCAGCGCCAUCGUGCACGUCGACGUGGACAACGUGGAGGACAUGUACGGUGGCUACAUCUCCGCGGCGCGCAUCCUGUACAUGUUCCUCGUCGGCCUCGACAUGGACAUCGCCGCGCUGCGUCACGCCACGCACCGCUGCGUCGCCUUCACCUACGCCACCGUCGCCGCCAGCCUGCUCCUCGCCGCCGUCGUCUCCAGCGGCAUGUACGGCAGCAUGAUGCACUCCCCGGUCAAGACGCCCGAGCUGCUCGCCGCCACCCUCAUGCUGGCGCUCACCAACACCUCCUCCAUAGCCGUCGCGCGGAUCGCCGCCGAGCUCAAGCUCACCGUCACCGAGAACGGCCGCCUCGUCGUCGCCGCCGGGAUCGCCACCAACCUCAUCUGCAUCCUCGGCGACGGCGUCCUGUCGUCCACCACCCGCGCCAAGGGCAAGAUCGAGGGCGUCGCCCGCGGCGAGCACCAGAUCAGGAAAGGCUUCCUGGCGCUCGCCGUGGCCGCCGGCGCGGUGUGGAUGGUGCGCCCCGCCGUGACGCGGAUCAACAAGCGCAACGUCGGCCAGCACCACGUCGGCGUCCGCGACCUGGCGGUCAUGCUCCUGGCCAUCUGGUUCGUCGGCAACAUCCCGCAGUUCCUCGGCUUCGACGGCAUGCCGACGAGCUUCGCGCUGGGGCUGGCGUUCCCGCGGGAAGGCGCCGCGGCGAGGUCCGUCGCCGACGCGCUCGCGCCGCCGGUGAAGGGCAUCAUGCUGCCCUUCUACUUCGCGACGAUCGGCAUGAGGAUGAACUUCAACUCCAUGUCGGGCGCCAUCAUCGUGCCCGGCGUGCUCAUUACGCUGCUCGGCCUUUUCGGCAAGGCCAUUGGCGCCGCCGCCGUCGCCUCCUACCUCAGCAUGCCGCUCUCCGACGCGCUCCGCUUCAGCGUCCUCCUCAACAUCAAGGGCCACGUCGACACCAUGAACAUGAAGUUCGCCAAAUCAGAAGGGGUGUGGGCGGAGCAAGCGCUGUACGCGAUGAUCAUCGGCAACUUGAUCAGCACCCUCGUCGCCGGUCCGGUGGUGGCGGUGGUGCGGCGGAAGGAGGAGGAGGCGUACAGGACGAGGCACCAGGCCAUGGAGUCGUUGGGCGCGGAGCAGGAGCUCCACAUGCUCGCCUGCGUGCACAGCGCGCACGCCGCGCCGGGCAUGCUCAGCUUGGUGGAGCUCCUGGUGAGCGAGCCGCAGGAGCAGCCCGCCGUCCAUGUCCUCCACCUGUUCGACGUCGGCGAAGAGCGCGUCGUCCGGAUCCCGUACCACCAGCGAAUCCGUGACGACGACGACGGCGGAGGACGAGACGAACGCGGCGGCGGCCGCGACGCCGUCACGCGGAUGAACACGAUCGUCGACCUCUUCUCCCGCGCCACGGGCAUCUGGUUCCGCCAGAUCGACGUGGUGUGCCGCGGCGGCGCGGCCCUGGACGACGCCGGCGCCGUCUGCCGCGCGGCGGAGGGCGUCCACGCCCGCCUCCUCCUCGCCCCCUGCCACAAGGAGCAGCGCUACGACGGCAAGAUGUGGUGCCGCCUCGGCGGGCGGCGGGAGCUGAACCACGGCGUGCUGUCGCGGGCGCCGUGCACCGUGGGGCUCCUCGUCGACCGCCCCUACCGGAACAGCGGCACCAGCUUCAACGUGCCCAGCAGCGUGGCGGCGGAGGCGGCGGCCACGAGCGGCGGCGGCAGGACGCUCCUCCACCCGUGCAGCGACAGGGCGGUGACGCACGUCGUCGCCGCCGUGUUCUUCGGCGGCGCCGACGACCGCGAGGCCGUGUCGCUCGCCUCCCGCCUCGCCGAGCACCCGUCCAUCGGCCUCACGGUGUUCCGCUUCGUGAAGCGCAGCACGUACGACAGCGUCACCUCCGCCAAGGUCGACGAGCUGGACAUGGCGUUCCAGGAGGGGGACGUCGACGAGCGCUUCCUGUGGAGGUUCUACGAGAGGUACGCGGCGACGGAGAUGGCCAUGUACGUGGAGAAGGUCGUGGAGAGGCCCGCCGACGUGGAGGAGACGCUGGCCGGGAUGGCCGGGAUGUUCUCGCUGGUCAUCGUCGGCCGGGGAGGGAGGCAGCCGCCGGAGCUCUUGGCCGGGCUGGAACGGUGGGCGGACGCCGGCGGCGAGAUGGGCCCCGCGGCGGAGAUCCUCGCGUCCAACGACUCGCUGGAGAUGGGCUCGGUGCUCGUCAUGCAGCAGCACACGGUAGUGAUCAAGCAAUGACACGCAGACGUCAUAAGAAUUAUUGUUGUAAGAUUAUUAAUAGGUUAUUACACACAUGACACAACAGCUUGUGUAUAUUUAGAUUUCUGCGACUAGAAUUUCUUAGAGCUAACUUUUUUUUUCUUACCAUAUGUGGACAUCUCCAAGAUUUUUUAAGUCCAAA
Messenger RNA from Oryza sativa Japonica Group (Japanese rice), 3029 nucleotides. RefSeq names its product cation/H(+) antiporter 15. Lineage: Eukaryota; Viridiplantae; Streptophyta; Magnoliopsida; Poales; Poaceae. The record is from RefSeq and is a predicted model, not a curated record. Gene Ontology annotation, biological process: regulation of pH; proton transmembrane transport. Gene Ontology annotation, molecular function: antiporter activity. Gene Ontology annotation, cellular component: membrane; endomembrane system.